UCUAGCUGAUAACGUUAGUUGCAACAUUUGACAAUCAACUGCUACGAGAUAUGUGACAAUCAAGGACAUUGUGGAGUCAGUUGAGAUUGUCCAGCAGUUCAUUGGUGACUCCGUACCAACCAAAAUGUUCCAGUUAUUAUUGUAUACACUUUAUAUUUCUCACAUUAGUGCAUGUUUUCUGUCAGUAGCUGAUAACGGUGCCUACAAUAUCUCCGCCAGUGGUUCUAGUAAUUGGCUCUCAAGUGGACCCUAUGCAUUUAAUCUUGAUAGAAAAUGGAGAUCAACGUCUGAUGGAACAUUACAAAUAAGUAAUGUUUCUAUAAGCAUGGAAGGAACGGACGAAUUAGGGGAGUACAGUGACCAUGUGUGGACUUUGACUGCGGACAACAUUACAAUGGAAGCGGCCUUACGAGAUUAUAGUUCUCCAGAUAUUCCAGCCAUCAUGUUUAUACAGAGAUUUCCCCAAGGACUACAAGGGGCAAGCACUGACGUACAGAAAGUCAUUUCGAAGUUCCCAACGUUCCAACUCCAUGAUCCAGACACACCAUUAGGAUAUUUAUCUUUUGGAGGCUUGAUGCUAGGAGAUAUGAAUAAGAAAGUAGGACGGUGGGGACCUAAGGCUUUAAUCAAUGACGGCCUAGAAUCAGGACCACUCACUCUGUUUGACAAGACAGGCAAUGCCAUGCUGAUAGCUCCUUACACCAACUUUAUGGCUGCCUCAAUGCUGCAAGAUGGCUCUCAUGUCAACUGGGGCAUUAUGGGGGGUGUCGAUUCACUUCCUGCAGGAUUUGAAUAUAAAACUUUAGCUUUCUGCUCUCAGAAUGGCAUUGGAGAUUUAUUUACUAACUGGGGUGCAAAACUGAGAACCCUCUACAACAAAACGGACGAUGUCCUAAAAGUUCAACAAUCCAAUGAUGUGUCUCUAACACAGUUAGGUGUUUGGACUGACAAUGGGGCCUAUUAUUACUAUAAAACUAGAGAUAAUAACACCAACUAUCAAGACACUCUCCUGGCUAUACAAUCUUAUGGUCUUCAGAUGAAAAUACCUUACAGGUAUUUUCAGCUCGACUCUUGGUUCUAUCCUAAAGAUAAACUUGGAGCAGUCACUCACUGGGACUCCAUGGAAACAGUUUUCCCGAAAAGUAUCGAGGAUCUACAGAAUCAUCUACGUCUGCCCCUUGUUGCUCAUAACAGAUAUUGGUCAGUGAAUGCAACCUACGCUAAGGAAAAUGGCGGUGAAUUUGACUUUAUUUUUGGAACUAAUGUGUCAUUGCCUAAUGACCAGAAAUUUUGGGAUUUUCUAUUUUCUCGUGCUCGUAAUAAUUGGGGCUUGAUUGUUUAUGAACAAGACUGGCUAAAUGUCCAGCUAUUGUCCACUCAAGCUCUAAUGACCAGUUUGACAACUGGACGAGAUUGGCUUAUGCAAAUGGGCAGCUCCGCAGCAAGAAAUGGACUGAAGAUUCAAUACUGUAUGUCUUUACCUAGACAUGCUUUACAGAGUUUAGAACUACCCGUUGUUACACAGAUCCGAGUCUCCAAUGAUUAUCACCUGAGUGAAGACCAGUGGAAAAUAGGAGUUACUUCUCAUCUGGCAGACGCGCUUGGAGUGGCUCCCUCGAAAGACACAUUUUGGACUACUACAAAAGAGAUAGGAAAUAAAUAUAAUAAAGAAGAAAAGAAUCCAACAUUACAGGUGGUUGUUUCUACAUUAAGUAGAGGGCCAGUUGGACCUGGUGAUGGAAUCGGUCUAACAAAUAGGUCUAUAUUAAUGGGCUGUUGUAAUGAAGACGGCCUGAUUCUCAAACCUUUUAGACCUGCUACAGCUAUAGAUGAUCAAAUCCUUGAGAUGGCUUUCGCUGAUGGUCAAGGUGCUAGAGGGGAAGUUUGGUCAACUUAUUCCAUAGUCAACGAUCAAGUGUAUGGAAUCAUCCUAGCAGCUGGUCUCACUGCUGACUACACAAUUACAGCACAAAAACUUGGAUUUCUGUCGCCCACACUUCCGUUUCAAUUUCAGCCAAGUGUCCUGUAUUCAGCCAAUGGAGUCUACGUCAAUUUUAACUCCACCGAUACAUACACCAUCAAGUCUGCUGACUGCAAAACAAAUGGAGAAAACUUUUGUCUCUUCUACACAGCACCCAUCUUUUAUUUUGGAUCCCAGCCAAUCGUAUUACUUGGAGAUUUAACCAAGUGGGUUCCAAUGUCAGGUCUUAGGGUUGUCAAUGUCUGGCAAUCCUUGUUUGAUGUGACUCUAGCAGUCAGAGGCAGGUCAGGGGACGUGGUCCAGUUUACAUUUACCUUGUCUGGCAAGCAACAAGUUCAACAAAGUCAAGUCAACUCUAAUGGAUGUGCAUUUGUUCUCAUUGAUCAAUUUGGUAAUUCUACAAUUAGAAACGAGACAAUAAAUUACAAUUGUAGAUUUAAACCUCUACCUGGUACAACCUCCCAGCCUGUAUCUACACCAGUUACAACAUCGGCAACAACUCAUGCUACCAGUGGUGCGUGUGAAAACCUCCAUUUUAACAUGCCUGCAGUAUUUCUCAUUUUGUGUUUACAUUUUUUGACCCAGAAGUUCUUUGAAACGUUCGGGUCAACCAAUCAAAUCUUUGUUCAUGUUUAGCUUGGUAGAAGAACUCAACCAAUGGAGUAUCUCAUAGGUACUACAUUUGUUAUCUAGCUCCCUGGUAAAAACACAGGAUAUUUUAACAUUUAUGUAAAUAAUGGUUGUAAUCACCCAAAAAUAGUAUUGUCUGAAAUUAAAACAAACUAUCACUCA
This is a messenger RNA of Biomphalaria glabrata, 2773 nucleotides long. RefSeq lists its product as uncharacterized. The transcript has 19 exons. The record is from RefSeq and is a predicted model, not a curated record. Bases 125 to 2617 code for a protein of 830 amino acids. Lineage: Eukaryota; Metazoa; Mollusca; Gastropoda; Planorbidae.